This is a messenger RNA of Anisakis simplex (herring worm), 1200 nucleotides long. Lineage: Eukaryota; Metazoa; Nematoda; Chromadorea; Rhabditida; Anisakidae. The record is from the annotation of a GenBank genome assembly.
GAUGUUGGUGCAUUUUUGUUACGAUCUUCGGUGGCAAUCCAUUUGAGUGAUAAUGAAGAGAAGUUCUUUCUGCUCGUUUAUAUGGCUCAAAAGUUGGUGGCACUAGCUAAAGGUGAAUGUGCACCAGAAUCACCGGAUAAUCCUCAGUUCCAAGAGGCGGCCGUCUCAGGACACAUCAUGUUGUUGACACUACGAGAGAGAUUGGAGACUGUCCUGCGCAAUGCGAGGUAUCGAAUCGAACAAGAAGCGCAGAAGAAGGAAACAUUUAGGUUGAACAGUCGUGAACUUCUUCGAGCGCUUCGUGGUGCUGGCUCGAUCACGCGUGGUAUGGAAUUUUUCUUAGCAACUGGCAAUCUGGUGACCCAAACCGGUUUAGGACUUCAACAAACGCAAGGUUUUUCGGUUAUUGCAGAGCGUAUCAACUAUUUGCGAUUCGUAUCACAUUUCAGAGCAAUUCACCGUGGUGCAUUCUUCAUGGAAAUGCGCACCACAGACGUUCGAAAGUUACGUCCAGAAGCGUGGGGUUUUAUCUGUCCAGUACAUACUCCAGAUGGUGCGCCGUGUGGCCUGUUGAAUCAUGUCACGGCGAGUGUACGCAUCGUUACACAUUACUCAUCACUGAAGCAUAUUUCGACGUUGCUGAACGAACUGGGUGUUUUAACGCAUUCAGCAGUCUCACUGACGAAUAGUGAUGAGAUGUAUCCAGUGUUAGUGGACGGACGUUUCGUUGGAUAUGUUCCGUAUUCGAAGGCGUCGUAUGUGGAAAAGCAAUUACGGCUAAGAAAAGUGGAUGAGAAAGACAAGAGCGUGCCGUAUUGCUGUGAAAUUGUAUUGAUCAAGCGUUCUGAAGAUCCAACUCGCAUUCUCACUCAAUAUCCGGGAUUGUAUAUCCUCUCUGAUCCAGCACAUAUGAUACGUCCAGUGAAGAAUCUGGUGGCGAAUACGACUGAAUUUAUUGGAACGUUUGAGCAAGUUUAUCUGUCGAUAUGUAUAGAGCCGAGCGAAGCAGAGCCUGGUGUGACUGAACAUCAAGAACUGCAUCCGAGUUGUUUGUUCAGUUUUGCUGGCAAUUUAAUCCCAUUCCCGGACCACAAUCAAUCACCACGUAACGUUUAUCAGUGUCAAAUGGGUAAACAAACAAUGGGUACACCAAUUCAUGCUUGGUGCAAACGAGCUGACAAUAAGAUGUAUCGAUUACAG